Molecule: messenger RNA, 1990 nt
Organism: Gasterosteus aculeatus aculeatus (three-spined stickleback)
Lineage: Eukaryota; Metazoa; Chordata; Actinopteri; Perciformes; Gasterosteidae
Gene: slc38a6
Product: solute carrier family 38 member 6
Biological process (GO): amino acid transmembrane transport; L-glutamine transport
Cellular component (GO): plasma membrane
Molecular function (GO): L-glutamine transmembrane transporter activity
Source: RefSeq, a predicted model, not a curated record
GUGUUCUGAGCUUUCUAGAGAGAAAAUGGCUGGUAUGUAUAGUGGUACUUUUCUGAAUUCAUCGCGAUACCCAGACUUCAACCCGCGCUUCAAAAGAGACGAACGCACACCUUUACUAAGAAAUAAUGUGCAGUCACCUACAACCGAAGGAGCCUCCUUCAUCUCCUCUGUGUUUAACCUGAUGAAUGCCAUCAUGGGCAGCGGCAUAUUGGGGCUAGCUUAUGCUAUGGCUAACACUGGAGUAUUGGGGUUUUGCAUCCUGUUGCUACUGGUGUCCAGUUUGUCAGCCUACUCUAUACAUCUCCUUCUGAAGCUAUGUGAGCAAACAGGAAUAAAUUCAUAUGAAGACCUUGGAGAGAAAGCCUUGAAAAAACCAGGAAAGGUUCUGGUUGGAAUUUCCAUUAUCAUGCAGAAUAUUGGCGCCAUGUCCUCCUAUUUGUUCAUCCUGAAGUCAGAGCUUCCUGCAGCCAUUUACACCCUGGUGACGCCAGGAAAUACAGGAUAUCACUGGUAUGAAGACGGCAGGCUCCUCCUGAUCCUCGUCACACUGUGUGUUGUGCUUCCUCUGUCAUUGUGCCAUAAAAUAAGCUUCCUGAGCUUCACGAGCAGCUUUUCCUUUUUCUUCAUGCUGUACUUUGCGAUCGUGGUCGUGAUCAAGAAAUGGUCCAUCCCUUGCCCACUGCCUUACAAUGUGACUACGCCUUCAGGUGCCUUUCAGAUAUCAAAUGCCUCCGACUCAGAAUGCACACCCAAACUCUUUGUCAUCUCCAGUAAGAGCGCCUACGCCAUCCCCACCAUGGCCUUCUCCUUCCUGUGCCACACGGCCAUCCUGCCAAUCUACUGCGAACUCAAACAGCCCACUAAGGCCAGGAUGCAGAACGUUACCAAUGUCAGCAUCGGCCUCAGCUUCGUGCUUUACCUGAUCUCUGCGCUGUUCGGCUACCUGACCUUCUACGCUCACGUGGACUCUGAGCUGCUGCUCAGCUACGAUGUGUAUUUGCCCCGGGACGUCAUGGUGAUCACGGUUCGGCUCGCCGUCCUGCUCGCUGUGACGCUGACUGUUCCCCUCAUUCAGUUCCCUGCCCGUAAGGCUGCCAUCUUGCUGCUGUUUGGAGGACGUCCCUUUUCCGUGCUGAUCCACGUCUUUGCAACUGUAAUCAUCCUGGGUGUCGUUCUUUCGAUGGCCAUCUUCGUCCCUGAUAUCAGAAACGUGUUUGGAGUCGUGGGAGCGACAACAUCAGCCUGCCUGUUAUUUGUUUUCCCCGGCGUUUUCUACCUCAAGCUCAACGAAGGACCCCUCACAUCCAUUGACUCCAUUGGGUCUAUACUUCUGGUGGUCUUUGGUUUCCUAAUGGGAAUCAUCAGCUUAUCCUUCAUUGUCAUCACAUGGGUACAGAGCUCAUGACCCCGUCUGCUCCGCCUGCCAGAGGGAAACGUGCCAAAGAAAUGGAUACAAAAAGGGAACGACCGCAUCAAAUCAAGCAAACGUUAUUUGUUUGUUUCUCUACUUCCUAGUUUACAAACAUAGACCAAAUUUACAAUAACUUCUCUUGCUGUACUUUUUCACAUUGUUUACACACUGACUUUUGAAUUAUACCCAAGUAUAGUCAGAUUUUUUGCGAACAAAAUAUAGGUGAAGUUUAGUGUCAGAUCAAUACAAGAAUGUGCCAAGUAAGUUGUGUGAACAUAUUAUUCAUGUUAAGUACUUGUUCUUUGUGUGGUGCUGUGUGAUGGAUUUACACACCAAUCUGUAGUAUUAAAAGAUGCAGUUGAUCAAGUCCAAACCAUGAAGUUUUCAGGUUUACCUCUUUCUUAAAUUCACUUUGCUUUAUAUACACAAUCACAAAUGUUCACUCCUGUUUUUAUUUGUAUCACUUGUUUGAAUGUAUAUUUUUAGAUCAAGCUUGUUUUGUGCCAUUUAAUGCAUUUACCUUCAUGAUCUACUUACAUUAUUUACGUCUUGAUGAUUAAAUGAAUGAUAUUUAACAAG